AGCAGAGAGCAGGAAAAACAAGCUUUGGUAAGCCUCCGCCAGAGCAGAAAGAGCUGGGACGAGUCACGCGGCUUCCCCAGGCCGGUGUCCCAGUGUCCGGAGCCCCCAAGCCAGGAGCCUCUAGAACGGAAAAUCGAGAGAGGCCUGAACUGGGUCCGGGAGCACACCUUUCGCCAGCACACAGAGAAGGCUCACGCGACUAGUGCACGCAGGGCCUCGGCUCUCUCUGGAGCUCGGCUGACCCUGGGGCGGCAGAUCACGAUGCCCGCGCGCGCUCCCCGCCGCCUGGUCCAGGGGCCUCGGGGGACCUGGCUGCUGGGCAGCCUCUGGGUCUGGGUGCUGUGCGGCCUGGGGAUGGCGGGCUCCCUGGGAACCCCACAGCCAUGCCAGGCACCCCAGCAGUGGGAGGGACGCCAGGUUCUGUACCAGCAGAGCAGCGGGCACAACAACCGCGCCCUGGUGUCCUACGAUGGUCUCAACCAGCGCGUGCGGGUGCUGGACGAGAGGAAGGCGCUGAUCCCCUGCAAGAGAUUAUUUGAAUACAUUUUACUCUAUAAGGAGGGAGUGAUGUUUCAGAUUGAACAAGCCACUAAACAGUGUGCAAAGAUUCCCUUGGUGGAAUCCUGGGAUCCUCUCGACAUUCCCCAGAAUUCUACCUUUGAAGAUCAGUACUCCAUCGGAGGGCCUCAGGAGCAGAUCAUGGUCCAGGAGUGGUCUGACAGAAGAACAGCAAGAUCCUAUGAAACGUGGAUCGGCGUUUAUACAGCCAAGGAUUGUUAUCCGGUCCAGGAGACCUUCAUCAGGAACUACACUGUGGUCAUGUCCACGCGCUUCUUUGAUGUGCAGCUAGGCAUUAAGGACCCCUCUGUGUUCACCCCACCAAGCACAUGCCAGAUGGCGCAGCCAGAGAAGAUGAAUGAGGGCUGCUCCUUGUGAACUUGCAGGAACUGAACCUCCAACCUCAGCUCUUAGUGACCUUGUAUGGAAAUGGAUUAGAGACUAGUUUGAAAGUAACUCUUCACUGGAAAUAAAGCUAAUUUUAGGGAGAUAAACCCUAUGUGGACUUGCUUGUACAUCUGACUGUGGCUGCUCAGCUCUGUUUUGAGAAGGAAAGGGGCCAUCCUUUCUGUGAGCAGGUGGGUAGUCAGUGCCAUAGAGUAGGAAAGGGUGGGGGUGGGGUCAGCACAAGGAGUUUGCCUCUGCAGGGUGAGACUUUUAUUAUUGCCAAUAAGAAUCGAAGGUGAUAAUAAGAUAGAAUGCUUUUGUUCAGUUCUCCCCUUACAAAGAAAGUCCCUUGCUUGUCUGCACCAGGGUAGCAAUAGCUCCCAGUGACACCACCCCUGCCUCUGGUUACUAUAAGAUGAGCCUUUAAGAUUCUUUCUAGACUUGAAUUUUGUGGCAUGGCCCACUGGAUGUAGAUACUCUACCAGGAAGUAGAAACUGUUAAUACAAAGUAAUGCUUCCUCUAACGGCAAAGGAAGCUUUAAGUGGGAGGCUUGGACAAUCUUAGUAUUUACACGUGAGAUGAAAUGAACAGUCACGUGUGCUGCUUUGUGUGCAAGAGUACUGACCGCUCUGCUGAACCUUCAUGUCUUUUCUAGCGGGCAAACAGGCUUCCAAAAUAGCACUGACCUGGGAGGCCCCCAAGUAAGGCCAAGAAUUCUCUGCUAAUCUAAUCCUUUACAUAUUAAAUGAACUAGGCUAGUAGCCCUUGCCUUUCCUUUCCUGAAACUCUUUCACUGCAACUGUGUCUAUAUGACUACUGCUCAUGCUUCCAAGAUCAGCUCACAUGUGACCUCUGUGAGCUACUCCCAUGCCUGAAUUCAUUGCAUCUUACACCUUGGCAUGCCAUGCUCAUAAUACUCAUUAUGCUGUGUGGGAUUUCCUGAUUAUUAGAAGCUGACCUCUGCUAUCCUGGGUAAGAACCCCUUGAGUACGGGUACCAUGCUCUGUUUACUUUAGUAUCUCCAGCACCAAGCAAGUGCCUGGCACAUAGUCUGUGCCCGUAACAUUUGUAGAAAGGAGCUCACCAGCUCUGUCAGUGUUUACUUUCUUCAUCUAUUAAACAGGGUUGGUUUUUCUGGUUGCUAAGGAGACUUAUAGUAAUACAACUUACUAUUCUAGAUUCUUCUUAUCGCUGUGUUUCAUUUGCCAUGUAGCAUCUUUUGUUAUCAAGAGAAAUGUAUGAUGCUUGCUUUAUGCCAUAGCCAUCUAUAUUGUAAUUUAUCUAUACAAUUAAAUAAAUUUAAUGAACCCUACAAAUUAUUCUUUGAUGUGUUUGUUUUUGUAAGAAAUAUGGAGGAACUGAAUUAUAAAGAAGAUAAAAUCCUUCUGUAAUAAGCAAAUAAAGUACUUCCCAUAAUCAAAGCCAAAUUGGUUA
This is a messenger RNA of Mus caroli (Ryukyu mouse), 2380 nucleotides long. It is a transcript of the gene Epdr1, whose product is annotated as ependymin related 1. NCBI's taxonomy places the organism in Eukaryota, Metazoa, Chordata, Mammalia, Rodentia, Muridae. Gene Ontology annotation, biological process: cell-matrix adhesion. The record is from RefSeq and is a predicted model, not a curated record. Gene Ontology annotation, cellular component: lysosome; extracellular region. Gene Ontology annotation, molecular function: calcium ion binding.